UUAAGAAUCGAAUGGUAAAUUGCUGUAGAUGUUCUUCUUUGUUAUAGCAGCCACAAUCUGAUCUAAAUCUAAUUUUAGGUGUUCAAAUGUACAUGUGUGUAUGUUCAGUUUGCAGUUUCUAUAAACUUAAAAUAAUGGGUGUCAUUGUGAUCAACAAGUGGUGAUUUAGUCUGCUGUCACCUUCCAGUAGCUACAAUCUAGUUUAAGACAGCAUAGAUGAACUCUUUAACCUUUUCUAAGCCACUGCUGCAGCUUUUAUUUAGAUUUAGAUUUUAAGGUGACAAGCAACAUGUAGCUGCUUUCUGUGAUUAAGAUUAAAUUACAAGAUUUUUAUAUUGAUCCUCAAUUGAGAAACGCAACUCAUAAACAAGAGUUGCUUGAAUUACUGAACCGUAAAAAUGCACCUAAACAGAUGUGGUUUUGUUACAUCGGGUGCACACCCCGUCUUUCCUGUUCACUCACAAGGGGAACAAGCGAGGAAGAAACUCACUGUAAUACAUCCUAUUAUGUUUAUCAUGAAUGGAGCAUAAUACUGUAGGGGGAUAUAUUCCAUUUUUCGAAUCACAGGCUUCAAGCAUCUUGCAAUUCAUUUAUCAUCGCACUGAAGAUGGACAAAGAUUUUGGGAAUGACACAUACGAUUAUGAAAACUAUACAGAGACUAUAUUCCUGACGAACUGUGAUGCUGAGGAGAGUGGUCUGCAGACCUUCAAUGCCGUGUUCCAACCCGUGCUGUACAGCUUGUUCUUUCUGCUGGGCGUGGCAGGGAACGGUCUGAUGAUAACCGUCCUCCUGAGACGUUGGCGCCUCCUGCGCAUCACCGAGAUCUACCUGCUGCACCUCGCCCUGGCUGACCUCAUGCUCCUUUUUACGUUUCCUUUCGAUGUAGUCGGCAACGCCACCGGUUGGGUGUUCGGGGUGUUCCUCUGCCAGCUGAAGGGCCUGUUGCAAAAUCUUAACCUCCACUGUGGGAGCUUCCUUCUAGCUUGCAUUGGGUUCGAUCGCUAUUUGGCCAUCGUUCAUGCUAUUCCUAGUAUGCAAAGUCGACGUCCGAGAACAGUGCACAUAACGUGCAUUUCAUUAUGGCUGCUUUGUUUGGGUUUAUCAAUACCAAAUGCUGUGUUUCUCACUGUGAGUGAAGAAGCCAUGAACUCAUCCAGGCUCUCCUGUUCCUAUCAUCUUUAUGGUGUGGAUGCACACAACUGGGUUUUGACCAAUAGGUUCUUUGAUCACGUGUUCUUUUUCCUACCUCUGGCCGUCAUGACCUACUGUUACACAGCAGUGGCAGUUACUUUGCGCAAAAUUAAGAAAAGCCAAGCGAAACGAUGGGCAAUUCGACUGGCUUUACUUGUCACGCUGGUCUUUUUCUUCUGUUGGCUGCCAUAUAAUAUCACCUUACUGAUAAUAACCAUGGAGGACCUGGGUGUUAUCUCAUAUGAAACCUGUGACAUGUACGUCCUACUGCAACCAGCCCUUGUUGUGACGAAAAGCCUGGGUCACUCACACUGUUGCCUGAACCCUUUCUUGUACGCCUUUGUUGGGGUGCGGUUUCGCAAUGAGCUAAUACAGUUACUUUGUAAAUUGGGCUGCAGCCGCAUUUGCCUCCCCUUCAUCAGAACUCCAGAUCACAGUCGACCAUCCAUGUCUGAUGGAGCAACCACCACCAGUACCACACUCAUCUAAUAAACUCUCAUACAACCUCAGCUGUAAAUCAAAUGCUUCUGUUCUACAGUAUUUCACUUGUGGGUGUUCCUGCAACUACGGGCAUUUUUAAGUCCCAGCAAUGAAAUUUUGGAUUUUGUUGAAAUUUGCAGUGCAACACUUGAUAAAUACAUACAGUGUUAUUACCCAUCUUGACA
Messenger RNA from Sebastes umbrosus (honeycomb rockfish), 1857 nucleotides. RefSeq names its product C-X-C chemokine receptor type 5. Gene Ontology annotation, molecular function: chemokine receptor activity. Bases 608 to 1681 code for a protein of 357 amino acids. The record is from RefSeq and is a predicted model, not a curated record. Lineage: Eukaryota; Metazoa; Chordata; Actinopteri; Perciformes; Sebastidae. The transcript is spliced from 2 exons. Gene Ontology annotation, cellular component: membrane. Gene Ontology annotation, biological process: chemotaxis; G protein-coupled receptor signaling pathway; immune response.